AUGGGAGUUACUUCUACAAAGGGUAAUGGCAUUAUCAUCACCACCAGGAGUCAAAAGGUUGCUUCAAAUGUUAACUCAUUUCAUAUUCAUCUUUUGAAUGGCUUAUCAGAUGAAGAUUGUUGGUCCAUAAUCAAAGCCAAAACUUUUGAUGAAAAUGGUGAAGUUCCAUCAGGAUUCGAGAUGAUUGGAAGAAAGAUUGCUAAAAGAUGUCAGGGUUUGCCAUUAGCUACCAAUGUAGUUGGGGGAGUGCUUCGCGGUAAGUCCAAAGAAGAGUGGCGCUUCAUCAAUGAAAAUUGGCUUUCAGAUGGUGAAGGAGGUUGGGAAAUCGAGAAGCAUGAGUUGAUUGAACUAUGGAUGGCAGAAGGCUUUCUUCAACCAAGCCAAAGAGAUGACAUGGAGUCUGUGGGCAACAUGUUUUUUAAUGUGCUUCUACAAAACUCUUUGUUGCAAGUUUUACAUAAAGAUGAUUAUGGAAAUGUUUCAGAGGUGUGUGAUGCAUGA
This is a messenger RNA of Salvia hispanica, 501 nucleotides long. The record is from RefSeq and is a predicted model, not a curated record. NCBI's taxonomy places the organism in Eukaryota, Viridiplantae, Streptophyta, Magnoliopsida, Lamiales, Lamiaceae.